GUUUAAUCUACCUAAUCCUAAACUCCGUCCUUCGUGACUAUCUGUCCCAUCGACUUUCAUCCCCUUUGGCUUGCUAGAGUGUUGCCUACCGAACUCAAACCGGUGGAUUGCGAGUUACUGAGCGCAUUUGCAAAGUUGCCGGGUGUUGAGCUGAAAGAUAUAUGGACCGCUGCCUACCUUAUCUCCAUCAAGGAUCGACUGAACGUUCUCCAGCCAUCAGGAGUCUAUGAGAUUCCUUCUACACUUAGCAGUAAGAUAGACGAAUGGUCCAUUCGGUACUUUCUGGACCCUACGAUUUCUGCAUACAAGUCCGAGGAGUGGCCAAAAAGAAACUAUUGCGCAAGCUCAAAGCUCGACCAGACUGGGGUUUAACGGAGGCAGUCGCCAACCACAAGCCUGCCAUGCGUGUUAUCACACAAGAAAUCGGAUCACGCUUUAUCCAUCACCGCAACGUGACCAAAGAAGAGAUUGGACGAUCUUUCGGAACCUUUGACAAGACCCUCCAGGCAUUCACGGGUGAGUCGGUUGGUAUUGCCGAGUUGUGUGAGAGGAUCAUCACUGCUGUUGGUGGCAAGUCCUGUGAUACUGUGGUCUCAAUUCCUCUGAUGGCCCGUGUCGCUUUCCUGCGCAAUAGCUUUGCACUUCGUGCUGGAUGCUCCACAGAUGGCAAGGCUAGUGCUGGCUGGUGGGAUGAGGUCGAUGCUGAUCUGAAAGAACUGCGAGAGAAGAAAGACAAUAAUCAAAUGCGCAUUACGGUAGUCCUCCGCAAGAUGCUCGACGAUGAUCGUGCUAACUAUGGCAAUACCGCUUCUGUGGGUGAUCUGAGCAGCUAUCCUGCAGAGGCCCAAGUUGUCGCUGAUGAUUGAUCUGAGUACGGGAGUUCAUGAUCACUACAUUCCUUGACUUCACCGUCAUUCUUUUCACUUUAAAGUUUUAAGAUACCGUCCACUGUUUUAAUUCUUGAUUAAUGCUAUACAAUCUGCGUUGACAUUUACAUGAGCAAUUAGCGCAGUAUCUCCAAUGAACAAAAUACGCCGGUCUAAGGGAAGCUCAGCAGAAUAGAGAGAAAUAAGAUGGAUUAUGGACAUGACAUCAAAUGUAAGAUAAUACA
Messenger RNA from Desarmillaria tabescens, 1111 nucleotides. RefSeq lists its product as uncharacterized. The record is from RefSeq and is a predicted model, not a curated record. The coding region runs from base 264 to 866 and encodes 200 amino acids. Lineage: Eukaryota; Fungi; Basidiomycota; Agaricomycetes; Agaricales; Physalacriaceae. The transcript has 8 exons.